AGGUUACAGGAGGAAUGCACAGCUGGUGACCGGCCGCUGUAUCAGUAACUUGAUGCUACCGCGAGGGGGCGCAUGCGCGCAGCGAUCGAACACGGUUAAAGACAAAGCUUGAACCUCAACCGAUAACUCAUCUCCUUUACCAGAGAUCGUGAACAGGUAACUGACGCAUCACAGCGCUGGAUUUAAUGGAAGUCUGCUGGAAAAUGCACGUUGAUCUUUACCUGGAGGAUAUAUUUUAACUUUUGACCCACUGGAAGAUACUGUGUUUGAUCUAAGUCAUACGUAACACAGAUUACCUUGAGGUUUGAAGGAAGAAAAAAAAAAAGAAAGAAGAGGAGGUACACAUAUUAGAUAAAGAAGAGGGUCUUCUAUGCUUUUGAUGUCAUCUGUAUUGUCUGGGAAGAUAAACGUGAAAACUGUAUUUGGUACUGAGUGAGGAAGAGAUUUGUUUUGAGUAUUUAAAACGACGAAGGAAAGAACAAUGGAUUUGAUUUCUUCUGUUUUCCUUCAUUGUCUUCAAGCUUUUUAAUGCAUAAAUGGAAACUUUGGCACCUGAAAAGUAAAUUAAAAAUAUGUAGUUUUAGUUACAUUAGUUUAGUUAUGAUGUAGUUCGGUGAUAGCUCACCCACUCAACAUCACGGGAAAACCACUAUGAAUCUGACCCCAGAUCAGCCACCAACCCUGCUCUACGACCUUCCCAGGGCAUUGGACCUUCAGCGUGAACCACAAAACAAGAGCAGGUCGGCUCCAGCCAGCUUCUUCAACAGCACCUUCUUUUUCCAGGAUAAUGCAGCUUUAGAAUGGCAGCUGUUCCUCACCAUCCAAGAGCCUGGCACCAUUAUCUUGACUGUCCUGUACUCUAUUUCCUUCCUUGUGGGUUUUUUUGGGAAUGUCAUGUCCCUCAAAGUCUUACUGGGCCAGCAUGGAAGCAUGCGACUGUCUGGUGCUAGCGCCACCCGCUGCCUGCUGAUAAACUUAGCGGUGUGCGACUUGGCAGUGGUUUGCGUGUGCAUGCCCGUCACCCUGGGCCACCGCAUCUAUACUCCAUGGGUGUACGGUGACUUUUUGUGCCGGGCGGUGCCCUUCACGCAAGCGGUGUCUGUUUCCGCCAGUGUCCUGAGCAUCACGGUCAUCAGCAUCAGUCGGUACUAUGCAGUUCACUCACCGCUACAAUCCCGCGCCUACUUCACUCGUCGACGCAUCCUCGCCUCUGUCACAAUCGUGUGGCUUGUCUCUUCAGUGAUCUGCAUGCCAGUCGCAAUAGUUACCAGGCGUGAUGAAGUAGCUUUGAUCGAAGGGCUGGCCAUCGUGUUGCCCGUCUGUGGAGAGGUAUGGCCUCAGCCGCGCUUGCGACAGGCGUACAAUGUCCUGCUGUUCAGCGCCCUCUACUGCCUACCUGUUGGGUUUAAUCUCACUCUAGCCUUCCUCACAUGUCGUCGGCUGCGUAGCACUGGUUCUGAGGGACGGUUCACAGAGUUGGACCCCCGUUCCCAGGCACUUCAUGAGACAAGGCUGCAGGGGCGCAGGCAGAUCGCACGUAUGGUCGCAGCUUUGGUGCUGCUCUUCGCUCUUUCUUGGUUGCCAAUGUAUGUGACUGAUAUUUGGCUGGACCGUGAGUUGCACCAUCCACCAGAUUGGCUCCUUCAGACCAGACCCUUUGCACAAUGGUUGGGCCUCACCAACUCUUCUCUCAACCCUUUUUGCUACUGCUUCAUUGGUGACCUCCACCGCUCAGCCAAGGCUUUGCGUUUGCGCCUCUGCGGCCCGUCCCCGGCCUCGGCAUUGGCACUGGCUUCUCUCCCGAAAAUAUUCAGCUUGCAGAAUCAAGAUAAAUCGCAAGCGGACACCGCCGACAACUCAACCAGCUCCUGCGGGGAGGAUGUUGGGAACCUGAAACUAUCGAUGUGGUGGACUCAAUCUCGCACAUGUGAGUCAAUGAGCUUGCCUUACCACUUAGGAAUGACUGAGGCAAUUACACUGGAUACAUAGCAGGUCUGAUUCACCGCUGUGGACAUUUGCUCUCGGAUGUGUUGUGCUUUGUGCUUCUAGAAAACUGGAUUUAAGGGUUAGUUUGCAGAGAAAUCAUUUACUUACUCUCAUGCCGUUCCAAACCUGCAUGUCUUAUUUUCAUGUGCAAAACACAAAGGAUGUUAUUUUGUUCAUAUAAUAAAAGUCAGUGGGGUCCAAACAACAUUUGACUUUGAACAAUGGCCACUGACUUUCUUUGUAUAGACAAAAAUAAAAGUCAGUAAGACAUUUUCAGAAUAUCUUCAUUUGUGUUCCACAAAGAAAAAAUCAUACAGGUUUGUAAUGUCAUGAUUUGAAUUGAAUUGAAUUCUCAUUUUUGGAUGAACUGUCUCUUCAUGUUUUGAAAAAUAAGGACUGAGGACAAAAUGGCAAUAUUUGUCUGAUUUUAUUUAACUGUUUUUUCCAAUAUUCUCAAGUGGGAAUGGGCCAGUCAUGUGUGAAGAUCGAGUGUCUUUCUACAUUUGUUGAAAUUGUUUAAAAGCAAAGUGAUUAAAAAUGUCAUAUUGCAGGUGGAGUAGAUGUAACUCUGUUUAGAGCUGCUGUAAAUGUGCUAAUAAUAUGUAAUAAUUAUCUUGCCAUUGAAACUUAUUAGGGUCUAUCAUAUGAAUCCAUAUUUUAAAGGAAUAAAGUGGUUCAAUGCAGAAUGUGUAAGGUCGUGUUGUUAAGUUUUGCCUAGAGCAGUGUCUUAAGAUAAACCAAGUUUAACGUCAUUAAAUGCUCCUCCUAUGACUGGCAGAGCGGUUUAAUUAAAAUGAUCAUCUGAGUGAAACCCAAACACAUACGCACUUACACCUACAGUCUUUGGUGAAGAAACACAUGGAAAUGUCUUUCUGUGAACACUCGCAGCUUCUCACCUCCUCUUCUAAAUGUGGAAACCAUCUGCAUCUCAAGUCAUCACCCUCUUCUAAGUGUUAUCUUACUGAAGUCAGAGCAGAAACUCUAAACUACACUACCAUUCAAAAGUUUGAGGUCUGAUUUUUUUAAAGAAGUUGAUCAUUUUAUUCAGCAAAGAUGCAUUAAAUUGAUCAAAUGUGACAAAGAUUUUUACAUUGUUACAAAAAUAUUUUGUUGUGAAUAAAUCCUGUUCUUUUGACCUUUCUAAUCAUCAAAGAAUUCUGAAAAAUGCAUCAAUGUUUCCACCAAAAUAUUAUGCAGCAUAACUGUUUUCAGUGUUGAUGACAUUGUUUGAGCACCAAAUCAUCAUAGAAUGAUUUCUGAAGGAUCACAUGACACUGAAGACUGGAGUAAUGAUGUUGAAAAUUUAGCUUUACCAUCAUAAAUAACAUUUUAAUAUAUAUUUAAAUAGAAAUCAGUCAUUUUAAAUUGCGGUAAUGUUUCACAAUAUUACUGUUUUUACUGUAUUAUUGAUCAAAUAAAUGCAGCCUUGGUGAGCAAAAGAAACUUCUUUCAGAAAUGUCUGACUGGUUGUUGUAUAGAAAUUAAAAUCACUUGAAAUCACUUGAAAAUUACACCAAAUUCGAGGUCACAAAAUAUUUUUUGGUUUGGAUAAUAUUUUUGGUUUAAUUUUAAAAUAAAUCUGAGACUCUAGCUUUUUUCCUGCACUACACUGUGAAAAAAAAAAUCGGCUUUGCACUUUAAUAUUCUAUGAGGAGGAAUGCCCUCUGGUGAAAACAUUAAAUAUUUUAUUGACUUGGAAAUGUUAUAGCAGCAGUUGCAUAAGAGGCUACAGU
Onychostoma macrolepis is the source of this 3719-nucleotide messenger RNA. Its product is annotated as galanin receptor type 2. Gene Ontology annotation, biological process: neuropeptide signaling pathway. The coding region runs from base 652 to 1989 and encodes 445 amino acids. The record is from RefSeq and is a predicted model, not a curated record. Gene Ontology annotation, molecular function: G protein-coupled receptor activity; peptide binding. NCBI's taxonomy places the organism in Eukaryota, Metazoa, Chordata, Actinopteri, Cypriniformes, Cyprinidae. The transcript is spliced from 2 exons. Gene Ontology annotation, cellular component: membrane.